Acanthosepion pharaonis is the source of this 735-nucleotide messenger RNA. The record is from the annotation of a GenBank genome assembly. NCBI's taxonomy places the organism in Eukaryota, Metazoa, Mollusca, Cephalopoda, Sepiida, Sepiidae.
AUGGGUGUCGUCAUAGACUUAAACACUGUCGUACCUACACGUCGUACCUAUCUAUCUAUCUCAAAUCUCUUCAUUAUCUAUCUAUCUAUCUAUGUAUGUCAAAUCUCUUCAUUAUCUAUCUAUCUAUCUAUCUAUCUCAAAUCUCUUCAUUAUCUAUCUAUCUAUCUAUCUAUCUAUCUAUCUAUCUAUCUCAAAUCUCUUCAUUAUCUAUCUAUCUCAAAUCUCUUCAUUAUCUAUCUAUCUAUCUAUAUAUCUAUCUCAAAUCUCUUCAUUAUCUAUCUAUCUAUCUAUCUAUCUAUCUAUCUCAAAUCUCUUCAUUAUCUAUCUAUCUAUCUCAAAUCUCUUCAUUAUCUAUCUAUCUCAAAUCUCUUCAUUAUCUAUCUAUCUAUCUAUAUAUCUAUCUCAAAUCUCUUCAUUAUCUAUCUAUCUAUCUAUCUAUCUAUCUAUCUCAAAUCUCUUCAUUAUCUAUCUAUCUAUCUAUCUCAAAUCUCUUCAUUAUCUAUCUAUCUAUCUCAAAUCUCUUCAUUAUCUAUCUAUCUAUCUCAAAUCUCUUCAUUAUCUAUCUAUCUAUCUAUCUAUCUAUCUAUCUAUCUAUCUCAAAUCUCUUCAUUAUCUAUCUAUCUAUCUAUCUAUCUCAAAUCUCUUCAUUAUCUAUCUAUCUAUCUCAAAUCUCUUCAUUAUCUAUCUAUCUAUCUCAAAUCUCUUCAUUAUCUAUCUAUCUAUCUAAUUAAAUAG